Paramacrobiotus metropolitanus is the source of this 1930-nucleotide messenger RNA. RefSeq names its product F-box only protein 25-like. Gene Ontology annotation, molecular function: protein binding. The record is from RefSeq and is a predicted model, not a curated record. NCBI's taxonomy places the organism in Eukaryota, Metazoa, Tardigrada, Eutardigrada, Parachela, Macrobiotidae. Gene Ontology annotation, cellular component: nucleus; cytoplasm; SCF ubiquitin ligase complex. The transcript has 7 exons. The coding region runs from base 573 to 1718 and encodes 381 amino acids. Gene Ontology annotation, biological process: protein ubiquitination.
UUGUAAUUUUUAGCUUCGAUUUUUUGUUAACAAUUUUUUAAAAUUUAUUUUUGCGUUCAGGAUUUUCUGUAUUAUUUUCGAUUUCAAUUGUAUAAAUUGUUUUAAUUUUUGCAACCGAUUUAUGGUGAACAUUUGCGAGUUAUUUUGCUGAAUUUUUGAAAUUUCCGGUAAUUAGUAAUUUCGUUGUGAAAUUAAACCGAUUCAACGAGCUGGAAAAAAUUGCCUUCAUAAUACAGCGUAUCACAUUUAGCUGGCGGGCAUCUUUUUACCGAACAAUUUAAUGGACGGGUGAAUUUCCUUCGCUCAAUUGGCAGCUGUUGUAUUACGUAAGGGCCUAUCCAUUUGUGCGAUAUUUAAUAACACUGCGAAAGUGACGAGCUUUUUCCGCGAGACACACAGCCGUAUCGAACGGGUCGACUGUCGAUGGCGAAGGCCACGUUCGCGCUGUUUUUACUCACAUGCCGAACUAUCGAUCCGCGCGAAAACGGGCCAGCUCGCAUUUCACUCCUUUGUGACGACGCGUCGGCAAUUUUCUCGCAUUUUAUAAUACCGACGAAAAACGAACGCUGAGCAUGCCCUUUAUCGGGCUGGACUGGCGGUCGCCGGGUGAGCACUGGAUGAAAACGCCCACCGGCAGCUGGGAGCGCACCAAGAUCCUGGAGAGCGUUGGGCGCUCCCGCGAGAACAGUGUCUCCGAGGAUUCGGACGAUUCGUCCAAGGAGAAUAACGUCCACAGCGGGCGCCGGUGUGCCGCGGAGGAUCGGGACGCGCCACCGGAAGUGGUGGGGAAGGAGUCCGGUGACCACGGCAACGCGGUGACAGUGUACCAGCCGCAUUGUCACAUUGCCAAACGUACAUCGCGGGAGAACACCGCAUACGUCAGUCUAUCGGAAGCCUUCUGGAAAUUGGAUUUUUGCGGCGCUGUGCGGGAUCUGCGCCGGUUCAACUACGUGUGCAAGGUUCUUGACGUGCUGAUCUCGGAAAAACUCGCCUCAUUGGGCGGCCAAGCGCAGAAACUGCUGUUCAGCACCCUGGACCACGUGGUCACUCAAGUUGUGUGUACGCAGCAGAAUGUGCAUAUAAUUCGGCAAUUAAUGCGGGAUCUGAACGAAGCCAUGGAGGAAUCGAAGAUGAGCUGGGGGAAGCAUGUCGGCAGUGAAUUGCUGUGGAAGGGUCAUAAAAUGCGGCUGCAGCAGUGGAAUCACGUGAUGGAUGAUCUCAUUGUGCACCAGAGCACCGAGUGUAAUCAAGCCGUGUUGACCGAUCUGCCGGAGGAGUGCAUGCGUCUAAUCCUGCUGUGUCUGUCGGAUCACCACGACCUGAUCCGCUGCGCGGCAGCCCUACCGGCCAGUCCCUCCAAAUUCGGGCAUCUCUUCGACGAGCAGCGGCUGUGGAAGGAAUUGUGUUUCUUCCAUUUCGACGCCGGUCAGCUGGCGCAGGUGGCCAAAACCUGCCAGAAUAAUGCGGGAAGCGACUGUACGGAGAAAGACUGGGAAGACAUGUAUCAUCGCUUGAAACGAUUUUUCGGACUGAAGGAGACGUACGCGGAGACACUGCAGCUGUGUCUGCAUUGUCGCACCCUGUUUUGGCAGUCCUACGGUCAUCCGUGCCCGGUGCUGGCCGACGACAGGAGCAGCGCAGCCUGGCGCGCGCAUUUCACCCACAAACAACCCAUUCCCAUUUCACCACGGGCUUUCUUGGAAUUCUUCUCAUUAUAAAAGCGGCUGUUAUUUUUCUCUUUAUCGGAUAAUUCUCAAGUUAUUGUACUCAGGAUAUUGUGCUAUGUCCCUGUGAAUUCGCUACCCGCUGGCUGUAAAAAUGAAUCUUUAGAUUCUAAUUUUUUCCCUUUAAAAUUAAUGGUUUGUAUAUAAUUUUGCGCAGCUGUAUAUAUUGGAUGGUGUGAUGAAAGUUACGAAAUUAAAUCUCAAAA